AUGGGGACUGGGAGGGGCAGGCACUGGAGGAAGCCACCUGUCUGUGUCCAGCAGGCCAGGAACAUCCCAGUGUGGCCUGCUGUUGAUUCCAGCCAGACGCGCUGCCCCCUUGUUAGCUCCUUCAUGCGCCUGGGUGAACGCUCCCCGCUGGCUGCCCUGGACGACUCCGGCGCCGCCUUUCAGAACUGCCUUUCAGACCCGAGGCCGGGCCGCCGGUUCCGGAAGCCCUGGGCCCGGGCCCCCUGCGGCUCUCGGAAACGGCGGGAAUCUAGACACAGUUCCCGGGGCACUCGCAGCCCUGCCCGGUGCACGCCCACGCGUCCUCAGCGGAGGCCCCACACAAACCAAGGCUUCCCGGAACCGAGGGCGACCAAUCCAUGCGCGCCCACAAGGCUAGCCGGCCCGCGGCUCCUCCCCACCAGCGGCCCGCGAGGUCGCCGCACGCUCCGCCUCUACUUCCUAGGUCUCGUCUGGCUGGACAAGCUGCGGGCCCGUCGUCGCGGAGCGGCCAAUGGGGCUCCCGGACGGCACGGUGCCCGCACCUCAUUGGUGAGCGCUGCAUGCCGCGGCAAGCUCCCACUAUAUAAGGCCUCCAGCCCGCCCGGGCUCGCGGUCGUGCGGUAUUGGAGAGCGGGGAGGGAAGGUGCAAGCCGGGAAGACGGCGUGCGUCGUCCUGCAGCGCCUGCAGCCGGCCGGCAGCAGUGUGGGGGCGUCCUGCCCGACCGAUGUCCAGGCCCUGCUGCGGGUGGGUCUCUCGGCUCUCGUCCGUCCUUGCCCUUCCUUGUCUUUGUCCACCUGAAGUACCCGAGCCAGGGGUGGCCAAGAAGGCCAAGGAAAACAUCUCCCCCCUCGCUCACUCCCUUUGUUCCCACCUUGCGUUGGAGGCUUAACAGCCAGGAGCCCUCAGCUGGUGGCAUCUUGGUCCUUCCAGGUGCCUGUGGCCGGGAAUGGCUUGGCACAAGUGAUUCCGGAGCGGGCACUUACUCCAGUCUCGGGCGCGCGGCCCAGUACCGCCGGUGGGGUCCGCCGUGUGCCUGGCUGGGAGAAGAUGGGCGCGUGAGCGCCGGGAAAGGCAGAUCCUGGACCCAAGACUUCCUGAAGCCUUUCUGCAGACCAGUGUGUGUCUCAGCCCCUGGCCAGACGGCUACUUGACUGUUUUCUUGCAGCAGUGGCUCCAUUCUUGGUGUUUGUUCCCCAGCUGCCACUGGUCUGGCUUGUGCUGGAUUUUGCCUUUGUGCCUCGUGGCGGUGUAAUGAACUGUAGUUCGUUGCCGCCAGAA
Mustela lutreola (European mink) is the source of this 1279-nucleotide messenger RNA. RefSeq lists its product as uncharacterized. NCBI's taxonomy places the organism in Eukaryota, Metazoa, Chordata, Mammalia, Carnivora, Mustelidae. The record is from RefSeq and is a predicted model, not a curated record. Bases 1 to 1152 code for a protein of 383 amino acids. The transcript has 4 exons.